GUGCUGAUUGAUGACAUGUGUUGCUCAUCAGGAAAAGUGCAACUACAUACCAGAAAUUGAGACACCACCAGAACCAUGGAACGGCUUGCUCAUCGGCACGGAUCCAAAUUCAAACAUGUUCCAUGCCCAUUCGGACAUUCAAUUCAUGCUACAGAAAGACAUUGUUUGGAGGAGCAGAAAUAGUUCUCAGCCCUGCGGAAAAUGGUUUGCCGGCCAGUUCAUCGUCAACGUCAGUUUGGGCACAGAUCUCUGGAUGAUGUGUGUCUCGAACCAGAUCUGCAUGCACUUUGGAUAUCUGGCCAAGAAGCUGGCCGCAUACCUUCCAAGUCGAGAACGAGAACGAGCGGAUUGUGAGUUCUUGUGCAGCUUCGUGCAGAAACAUCAGCAGAUCCUCAGGUUGCACAAGGAGGUGAAUCAGGUUUUUGGCCUCCUCUUGGCCUCCAAUCUUUUUACCACAGCCAGUCUGCUCUGCUGUAUGGCCUUUUACACCGUUGUCCAGGGUCUGAAUGCGGAGGGAAUAUCCUACAUGAUGCUCUUCGCCAGCGUUGCUGCCCAGUUCUAUAUGGUCAGCUCCUAUGGGCAGCGGCUUAUCGACUUGAGUUUCAGCAUUUCCAUGGCUGCCUAUCUUCAGAAUUGGUAUGAUGGAUCCAUACGGUAUAAGAAAGACCUCCUCCUUAUUAUGGCUCGCGCAGAGCGUCCAGCGGAGAUAUCUGCAAAGGGAAUUAUCGUUAUAUCCCUCGAUACCUUUAAGAUCCUGAUGAGCAUCACCUAUCGAUUCUUUGCGGUUAUUCGCCAAACUGUGGGAAAGUGAUCUGUUUCGAGAAUAACCAGAAAAUGAUGUAUUUUUUCUUCAGUUUUUAAAAU
Messenger RNA from Drosophila persimilis, 864 nucleotides. Its product is annotated as odorant receptor 49a. Gene Ontology annotation, molecular function: olfactory receptor activity; odorant binding. Gene Ontology annotation, biological process: sensory perception of smell; detection of chemical stimulus involved in sensory perception of smell. The record is from RefSeq and is a predicted model, not a curated record. Lineage: Eukaryota; Metazoa; Arthropoda; Insecta; Diptera; Drosophilidae. Gene Ontology annotation, cellular component: plasma membrane. The transcript is spliced from 5 exons. The coding region runs from base 11 to 811 and encodes 266 amino acids.